AGCCUUGAUCCGUCAGAAGAUGACGAGGAAACCGACGCGGUUGUGGAUGGAUGGGGAAAGCUGCGAGGAUCAACCUUCGUCAUCCUCCAGUAUGGGCCUCGUCAUGGAGCCAGAUACAAAUUCAAAUACAGAAAUGGAUAUACCAAUGACAAAAUGAACGACAUUUCUGAACGAGAGUUGCGGAUUUCCCAGAUCAAAGCUAGUCCACGGAGCAAAGUCUGGCGGUAUACCAAACACAAUGUUGUCGGGAUCUACGGGAUUGCCUCCGAAGAAAGAAAGUAUCCGGAUAAACAAUACAAGUCUGAUCCAUGUUCUUGGCUGAAGAUUAAAUGGAAGGACCUGCAGUCAGAGGAUACCCACAACAUGCAAAACUCUUGUUCUUGGAUUCCGAGAUCCGAUUUCACUCGCUUCUGCAAUGGCAAACGCGCAGCGGACGCAAAAAUCAAAGAGGUCUGGGAGAAACAAGAAGAACGCUAUCUGCGGGUGCUCCAGAGCGAUGCUGGAAGAAGCAAUGAGGAUCGGUCUCCCACUCCUUGCCCAUUGGGCUCAGCAGCGAGGCAAUCACCAGAGCGACAGCCUGGACGACGUCUCAAUUCACCUGCAAUCCAGCACUCAUCUGCAGGCCAACAUGAAAUGCCCCCUUCCUCCACUGCGAAUUUGCAUCCGGGACCUGGGUCACCAGCCAACCCAAUCAACCUUGACGGAGAUGAGGCACCUCACAAUCCGGUUUCCUCCGGCGCUGCUUUGAACUCGAACACCAACGCCGUGAAGAACAAGUCCAACCUCGCAAUUGGCCAAAGGGCCAUACGCACGGAAGCGGAAUUCAUUGCAGAAAGGGAGAAAGCGGAGGGAUGGGAUGAUCUGGAUGAUAUGCAGAGAGAAAGACGCCUUACGGUGGCGAAAGCCAUGUAUGACCUGUACCGGGACACAAUUGCCCAGAAUAUGCAAUCCCAAGGUUCGGUCAGUACUCCAAUUGGCCAGCGACCAGGAGCAGCAGUCGCUGCCCAUUAA
Molecule: messenger RNA, 1011 nt
Organism: Penicillium arizonense
Lineage: Eukaryota; Fungi; Ascomycota; Eurotiomycetes; Eurotiales; Aspergillaceae
Exons: 1
Source: RefSeq, a predicted model, not a curated record